AGACGGAAGUGGCAAAAACGUCAACAUGUUUUGUAUCAGUCACCGCGGCGAGUUACUGAGCUGCUUUGUACUGAGUAGGCUCCUUCUUAUGAGUUAACCUUUGUAGUUAGUUACCAUGGAUGGGCCAGUGGAGCAGGACCAAAAGCCGGCUCCUAAAGUCGAGCUCUCUGCGGCGAUGCGGGCCAAGAUUGAACGGAACCGACAGCGGGCUUUGAUGCUCAGACAAGCCCGACUGGCGAACCGUCCUUUGUCCGCAGUGGAAGGUGCGACCUCUGCAAAAGUGUCCAAAAUUAUUGAUUCAGGCUCUGGGUUUUUCAUUGAGGAAGAGGAGAAUGCAGUGGAGGAGCAAAGGAGCCGAAAGAUGGUCCAGCAGCCAGCUCCGGUGAUUGAGCCAGACUAUUUAGUGUGUGAUGACUGUGAAAAACCCUUUAUGGAUUCCUACCUCAGCAACAGCUUUGACCUGUCUGUGUGCGACACGUGCAGGGACAAUGAAGAAAAGCACAAAAUGAUUUCUAGAACUGAGGCCAAACAGCGUUACUUGUUAAAAGACUGUGAUCUGGAUAAGAGAGAGCCUCCUCUUCGAUUUAUAUUGAAGAAAAACCCACACAACUCUCGCUGGGGAGAUAUGAAGCUGUAUCUGAAAAUGCAGGUGGAAAAGAGGUGCAUGGAGGUCUGGGGGUCACAGGAGGCCCUUGAAGAUGCCCGAGAGACAAGGGAGGAGAACAGAGAAACACAGAAACAAAAACGAUUCAACAAGAAAGUAAAAGAACUGCGCAGGGCAGUUAGGAGCAGUAUGUGGACCAAAGACACAAGUGCUCACCAACAUGAGUAUGGCCCAGAAGAGGUGAUAGAUCCAGACGAAGACCUGUACAAGAAAACCUGUACCACCUGUGGACAUGAGCUCACAUAUGAGAAGAUGUAGGGAACAAUGCAGACACAGCAGAUUAAGCUUAAUUCAAUAACUUCUUGAUGCUGGACUAUACUCUUAUCUCAAGAGUAUAAUAUGGUCAACCAAAGUUGCACCUGCUGCACCUGCAGUGCCUUUCUAUUUGUUACAGAAUUUCCUGUUUUUGAGUUUUUUUGCCAGUGCCGUACAAGUCACAUAGUACUACCCAUUCUUAAAAGUGUCUUUUUUGUAAAUUGGUUAUUUAUGGACUAAAUUUUAAGGUUUCUGUCUUAAGUCCUUAAAAUAGCAAUUUCAUCAAUGAACUAAAUAAAGCUAGAGGAACCAUGGAUACACUGAAGCUGCAACCUUGUAACUCUAAGAAGAGCAAAAUUCUAAUAGAAAAUAAAACAGGGCCAGGUCAUUGGUUAAAGGAACUAUAAAAAGAAUAAUCACUCCAAUAACUCUCCACUGCUGCUGUACAUUUAAUACAGAAUUAGUGUGCUUGUAUGUCAAUACUCUGUAUGGGUACAAUCUGCCUUCACAUUAUUCGAUUGGUCAUUGGAUAAAGCUCAAGUAGAAAAAGGCAAAUCAUGUAAAAAAAAAAUACAGAAAGAGCUUUCCUGGUUACAUUUCAGGAGAAUAUCACUGUUGUAACUGUUUCUGUAGGUUAUGGAUUUUUGUACAUAAAUGACUGCUCAAAUAUUAAAUCUAAAUAACUGUCAUUCCACUGAUACAUGAAUAAAAUGUUUAUACAGUC
This is a messenger RNA of Boleophthalmus pectinirostris (great blue-spotted mudskipper), 1643 nucleotides long. It is a transcript of the gene xpa, whose product is annotated as xeroderma pigmentosum, complementation group A. Gene Ontology annotation, biological process: UV-damage excision repair; base-excision repair; nucleotide-excision repair, DNA damage recognition. NCBI's taxonomy places the organism in Eukaryota, Metazoa, Chordata, Actinopteri, Gobiiformes, Gobiidae. The record is from RefSeq and is a predicted model, not a curated record. The coding region runs from base 116 to 922 and encodes 268 amino acids. The transcript is spliced from 5 exons. Gene Ontology annotation, cellular component: nucleotide-excision repair factor 1 complex. Gene Ontology annotation, molecular function: damaged DNA binding.